AUGUCGUGCCUAAGCCUCACCCCAGUGCUGGUGCUGGUGCUGGUGCUGGGGGUCAGCCUGGGGGCUGCCUUUCCCCAUGACACCCUGAGGAAGGGCUGCAGGCUCUCCAAGUACCAGAACAUUGCGCACGAGGAGCAGAAGGCUGUGGACAAGAUGAGACAAGAGUUUCUGGGGUUGUGCAACAUUGCCAGAAGUCAGGAUGAGAGUUUUUCAGUCUCUCUCGGUUCAUGCCUGCAGGUGAACAACCACAAAUGCAACACCAGGCUCUUCCACCGGAAAUGGAAUGCAGUGGACCUGCCGAUGUCCGACCGAGUGCUGCUGGUGGCGGCCGAGCUGAACCUCACCAUGGCCAUGCUGGAGCUCCCCGCUGCCCCCAGCUUUGCCGAGGUGCGCCGGCGGCCCCUGGAGUUCUUCGCCCAGGCCCGGGAGGAUGUGCGGGGCUGUGUGAGUGUGGAUCCUGCUCACCAGCCCUCGGGCAGGCUGCGGCACUGGCUGCACAAGCUGCAGGCGGCCAUGCGAACCGUAAGUAAAACCGGCGGGGUGAGGGCUUUUGGGGUGCCAGCUCCCACCUCAUUGCUGACCCGUUCCAUCUGUGUCUGCCUGAGAGCCACCACCAUCCUGCACGUCCUGCAGGUGCUGGGCAACCUGCGCUGCGCCGCCCUGCACGACAAGUGCUGA
Molecule: messenger RNA, 678 nt
Organism: Ficedula albicollis (Collared flycatcher)
Lineage: Eukaryota; Metazoa; Chordata; Aves; Passeriformes; Muscicapidae
Product: interferon lambda-3-like
Exons: 5
Coding region: 1-678 (225 amino acids)
Biological process (GO): defense response to virus; cell surface receptor signaling pathway via JAK-STAT; innate immune response
Molecular function (GO): cytokine activity
Source: RefSeq, a predicted model, not a curated record